AUGAGUAAGGACCUUCUUGCCUGGUGUGAGGAUUUAUAUCCUCUCAAGGGCAAUGUUUCACAACUUCAGGCCACACUUGGACUGAUUCUUGCUCGGGCCCCAACUGUAGAAGAGUAUAACCAGCUUCAAGCGGCACUUGACGAGCCAUUGGACCACGACCACAGGCCCAUGGAGUCUCGCUUGCGAACACUUAUUACCCUGCCGCAACUCAAAGUAGCAGUCAGGCUCCGCACAUUGUAUGCCAACGGCAAUUUACCGUUCUUAUUGAUGCUACUGAAAAUCAAUUUUAAGGCACCAAAAGCCGACAGGUUUGUGGGAUAUUUGCUUGAUUAUGUUCCGAAAUCGACAGUCGAGGGGUUGCCGGAUGCGGUGAAGAAGGGUGUCUUGAAGAAAAAGGUAAAGAGUGUUGCAAAAUUCAUUGCAACCUAUCCUCCAACACUUCCAGUGAUCAUGAAUACUAAUCUCAGAAAACGAGUGUUUACUCACAAAUCCUACCGUCAAAUUUCCGACUUUUUAGAGGCCGAUAGUGCUGAAGAGUUUGCCCAAGCACAUAAUGAAAAGCUCGUGCUUCAUGGACGAAGUUUGUUGAAUGUCGCCCUUUUACAUUUGUUGGACAAGAAGUUCCCUAAAGCACAGGCUGAGGACAUUGAGCUGAUGAAGGUAAGGCUCUCUUCGUCUGUGGUUUUGACCAAAAUGGCCAUGGGGUACAACUUGUCACAGCAUUUGAAGCAUAAUAUCUCGAAAGAGCUCAGUAACGAGGGAAAGGUGUUAGUGUUGCUGACAGUAUUUUUAGCAUACUUGGGAGCCCUUUUCUCGGAGGGCUACUCUAUGGACGAAAUUUGUCUCUGGAUCGAAAAACUUUACGACCCAAUUGUCGCUGAAUUUGAUUCGGAGCAUAUGCAUUCGGCCAGACCACUUGCAUAUUCAGAACUCAAGUUUCUCCUCGAUCCUCAUCUCAAGUUCAAGCAGAGUGGUCACGACCCUUUUACAUUCAAAGCGUAUUACAGAGACACCGUGAUUGGAAUUGGAUCUCACUCGGACAAAAUGAUGGCGAGGAUUGUGACGCUGGAAAAUGCGCUUGCCGAUAAGGCACUUCUUGACGCCCUUUUGGAGCCUGAGCUAGAGUGCAAACCUAGCGAUGAAAAGCAUCACAAGGAGCAAAAGGAACCAACUUCUCCAGAACAGGAGCCGCCAUACUCGCCGCUGCUUGAGCCCGAAACCAUGGAAAGUGUUCUUAAUAUUCCGGCGAUAGAUCAAGCACCAAGAUUGCAGUCAAAGCCGCAAUCGCCUCAUUCACACGCUGUGCCGGAGGUGAACGCUGCGCUGAAUCUAACGCGGCGUCAGGAUGCUUAUGAAUCGCAGCCACUUAAUCCAAUGAAUCUGCUGGUUAAUUCUCAGGUCAAUUCUUUGGUCAAUUCCUUGGCUUAUUCACAAGCCAGUCCGCAUUUCCAGGCUGGUCAGACACAACUGCAAGGACUUUUUCAUCAAGGACAUCCUACGAUUCCAUCGUCGCUUCCAGCCAUUCCUCUGGUUGCACCCAAUUCUUAUCGGUCUCCCACUAUCCCCAAUCAACCAUUAUCCUUGCCAGGGGUUCCCAACAUGACACCAAACCAAUCCGGACAGGAAGCUCAAAACUCAGACUUGGUUUUAAAGAACAGUCUUCAAACAACUCUAGCUGCAAAUAAUCUCACACCGGAAUAUAACUACGAAGAAAUUGGGUCACAGUUCAAAGUUACCAUUACGGUGAACGGUAUAGUUCUAGCACAGUGCCAAGACUCCAACAAAUCCAGAGCGACAAGAAGAGCAAUACGGGGUGCGUUGAAUGCAUUGAAUCAAGUGACAUCAAAUACCUAA
Molecule: messenger RNA, 1854 nt
Organism: Meyerozyma guilliermondii ATCC 6260
Lineage: Eukaryota; Fungi; Ascomycota; Pichiomycetes; Serinales; Debaryomycetaceae
Gene: CDL1
Product: Cdl1p
Exons: 1
Coding region: 1-1854 (617 amino acids)
Biological process (GO): RNA processing
Molecular function (GO): ribonuclease III activity
Source: RefSeq, a predicted model, not a curated record